UCCCGUCCCCGCUGGGUCUUGGUUCCGGGUUCGUUGCCCCGGUUCCCGGACCGGUCUGGGCUCUUGGGCCGCCCCGGCCGCGCGAAGCACUCCUCCGGUGUCAGGACUCACUGGACGCACCCCCGGGGGCCUCCCUUGUCCUCCGCGGGUUCCGCCGGGGCUGGUCUCCGGUCCCGGCCCACCUCUCCCCACUCCUGGCCCCCGGCUGCCCCGUCUUCGCCUCCCCAUGGAGUCCCAGUGCGAUUACUCGAUGUACUUCCCGGCCGUGCCGCUGCCGCCGCGCGCGGAGCUGGCGGGGGACCCCGGCCGGUACCGGGCGCUGCCCCGGCGCAACCAUUUGUACUUGGGGGAGACUGUCCGCUUCCUGCUGGUGCUGCGCUGCCGAGGCGGCUCGGCGUCUGGCGCCGGGGGCGGCCCGGGCUUGGGCUCUCGAGGAGCCUGGGCAGAACUGGCAAAUGCCCUGGCCGCCCUAGCCUCGGUCAGCGCUGGAGGUGGGGCACCAGGGGGCGGUGGCCCCGGCGACCAGGAUCCGGAACUCCCAGGGGGAGGGGAUCCUGGAGGUGGGGGGUUGUUCCGAGGCUGCAGUCCCCUUCUUACCCACGGCCCAGGCCCUGCUACCUCAGAGGGCGCGACCACGCUACCUGUGGAGGAACCGAUUGUGUCCACAGAUGAGGUCAUCUUCCCACUCACUGUUUCACUGGAUAGACUGCCCCCAGGGACACCUAAGGCCAAGAUUGUAGUGACCGUGUGGAAGCGAGAAGUUGAGGCACCAGAGGUCAGAGAUCAAGGCUACCUGCGCUUGCUGCAGACACGGUCUCCUGGGGAGACCUUCCGGGGCGAGCAGAGUGCUUUCAAGGCCCAAGUGAGCACCUUGCUGACUCUGCUGCCCCCUCCGGUUCUGAAAUGCCGGCAGUUCACUGUGGCUGGAAAACACUUGACUGUGCUCAAGGUGCUGAACAGCUCCUCCCAGGAGGAAAUCUCCAUCUGGGAUAUCCGAAUACUCCCUAACUUCAAUGCCAGUUAUCUACCUGUCAUGCCUGAUGGCUCUGUGCUGCUGGUGGACAAUGUCUGUCACCAGUCUGGGGAAGUCUCUAUGGGCUCCUUCUGCCGGCUCCCUGGUACCUCUGGUUGCUUCCCCUGCCCACUUAGUGCCCUGGAGGAACACAACUUCCUGUUUCAGCUGAGAGGGAGUGAGCAGCCCCCUCCUGGGGCCAAGGAGGGCCUAGAAGUUCCCCUGAUUGCUGUGGUUCAGUGGUCUACUCCAAAGCUGCCCUUCACCCAGAGCAUCUACACACACUACCGCCUGCCCAGCGUCCGCCUAGACCGCCCCUGCUUUGUGAUGACUGCUUCUUGUGAGUCCCCUGUUCGGACCUAUGAGCGUUUCACUGUCACCUACACGCUGCUCAACAAUCUCCAAGACUUCCUUGCCGUGAGGCUUGUGUGGACCCCAGAGCAUGCACAGGCUGGAAAGCAGCUGUGUGAGGAGGAGCGCCGGGCCAUGCAGGCAGCCCUGGACUCGAUUGUCUGCCACACGCCCCUCAACAACCUUGGCUUUUCCCGGAAGGGCAGUGCGCUCACCUUCAGUGUGGCCUUCCAGGCUCUGAGGACCGGGCUCUUUGAGCUGAGCCAGCACAUGAAGCUGAAGCUGCAGUUCACUGCCAGUGUGUCCCACCCUCCGCCUGAGGCCCGGCCCCUCUCUCGCAAGAGCAGCCCUAGCAGCCCUGCCGUCCGGGACUUGGUGGAGAGGCACCAGGCUAGCCUGGGCCGCUCUCAGUCCUUCUCCCACCAACAGCCUUCUCGCAGCCACCUCAUGAGGUCGGGCAGUGUGAUGGAGCGCAGAGCCAUCACACCCCCUGUGGCCUCCCCUGUCGGCCGUCCCCUCUAUCUGCCCCCGGACAAGGCUGUGCUCUCUCUGGACAAGAUUGCCAAGCGCGAGUGCAAGGUCCUGGUGGUGGAGCCUGUCAAGUAGCACCAUGCCAGCUCUGCUAACCUCAUACACUCCAGAAACUGCAGGCCUCCAAGGGGGUCCUCGCUCCCAGGCCAUGGUGCCCUGGAAUGCCUCCCACCUUGGGUGAAGAGGCCCAAUAGAGCUGCCUGUCUGUGUCUGCUAAUGAGGGACGGGGGAAGAAGCUGGGAAGUGGAUAGGUAUUGCUGCAGCACAAAGCCAACAGUAUUUACCUGAGUCCCUGCUGGGGGGGCUGGCCCCACCCGUAGGCCAGGGCAAAGGUCUCCAAGAGCUCCCUUGGCCCCCUCCUUUACCCUGGUUCUAAGUUUACAAAGUAUUUUCCUCAUUCCUAUUAAGUUCUUUCCCACCUUUGACAUUCCCUCCCACCCACCCGCAGGGCUGAGAUUAGAGGGUGGUGAUGGUAAAGGGACCUUGACAAUGACUCUCCUGUCUCAGGGGUUGGGGAAAUAGCUAGGUGGCCUCCUUCUGCCCCUCAUGUUUACGUUUACAGCCCGAAGCACUUUAAUUUGUAUUUCUUUUUUUGUCUGUUUCUGUAACUUAUUCUCCAACCCUGCUUCCCACUGAAAUAAGACUAUUA
Molecule: messenger RNA, 2543 nt
Organism: Cynocephalus volans (Philippine flying lemur)
Lineage: Eukaryota; Metazoa; Chordata; Mammalia; Dermoptera; Cynocephalidae
Gene: TRAPPC14
Product: trafficking protein particle complex subunit 14
Exons: 11
Coding region: 227-1969 (580 amino acids)
Biological process (GO): cilium assembly
Cellular component (GO): TRAPPII protein complex
Molecular function (GO): alpha-tubulin binding
Source: RefSeq, a predicted model, not a curated record